AAGAAUAGUCACAUUGGAUUGGUCUUAUGUCUUUUGUUGUGGUUGCUCAUGUCUGGAGACGACCCAUGUUGUUGUUAUUGAAAAACAACUUGUGGAGAGCUUCUUAUUCUUUAUAUGUUCAAGACAAAAAUGGGUUGUUGAAAAGAAACUUGUGGCAAAAGAGACACUUUCGUUACUCACUAUCCGGAAGAAAACUGAACAAGUUGGAAAAGGAUGCAGAACUGUAUCCUACUGACCCUUCUAGAGUGUUGGCACUGUUCAGAGCUUUGAAUGAAGCUGGUGAAAGUGAAAAAGUAAUAAGGAAAGUGGAAGGAGGAGGGUUACAAGUGACUUCAGAAGACGUCGUUAAAGAAUAUAUAAAGGCGCUCAUUCACACGGGACGUUUUGACCGUUCGCAUCUGGCUGACGUUCUUGAAAGAGCUGGUUAUUCUCAUGAAGUGGCGUUUGAAUAUUCAAGAGAACUUCCUUCAGAGGGUCUCGGAGACGUAAGUUCUUAUGGAGUGACCGGUGGUCAAAGUGGAAAAGCAGCAACUCCCUUGCAACAAGGGUACCCUACAGGUUGGAGAAACUCUGCCGCUUUGCGCAAUGAAUAUUCUGCUAGACCUGUCACUUUUGCAAGAACGGCUACAAGUCCUUCAACAGUCGGGGUGCCUACGGUUGGCCAAGUUGAACAUAGUUUGAAAGAUGCCAACAGAGGUUACCUUCCUGUAGCAGGUUCACCAGAAGAACCAGUGCAUGUGACGUUAGCAGAACCAAGUACAAAGAGUCAGUUUUGGAAACUCAUUCGUUCAGUCGCAGUUUUCUUUAUAGUCAUAUCCGGUUUGGGCGCACUUUUUGAAGAACGUUCAGUUGGUAAAGGACUUGGUCUUCACACAGAAAUACAACCAGAACAAGUAGGAAAUAGUCCAAAAAGAUUUGAAGACGUAAAAGGGUGUGACGAAGCAAAGGCAGAACUAGAAGAAAUUGUUCAUUAUUUACGUUCUCCUGAAACUUUUACUCGGUUGGGAGGAAAACUACCAAAAGGUGUCUUAUUGGUUGGACCACCUGGAACAGGUAAAACACUCUUGGCUCGUGCCAUAGCUGGAGAGGCAGGUGUACCCUUUUUCUAUGCAAGUGGUUCGGAAUUUGAAGAAAUGUUUGUCGGAGUGGGUGCUAGAAGAGUACGCGAACUUUUUGGUGCUGCAAAGAAGAAAGCACCAUGUAUAGUUUUUAUAGAUGAAAUUGACGCAAUAGGUGGAACGAGAAAUCCAAAGGACCAACAGUAUAUGAAGAUGACGUUGAAUCAGCUUUUGGUAGAGUUGGAUGGCUUCAACCCCAAUGAAGGUAUCAUUGUCAUUGGAGCAACCAACUUUCCAGAGUCACUGGAUAAGGCUUUAGUUCGUCCAGGUCGUUUUGAUAGGCAUGUUGUGGUUCCCAAUCCAGAUGUGGAAGGUCGUAGACAGAUACUUCAACUGCAUACCAAAAAUAUAAAACUUGACAACGAUGUGGAUCUCUCUGUGAUAGCUAGAGGCACUCCUGGGUUUUCUGGAGCUGAGUUGGCCAACUUGGCAAACAUGGCUGCAUUGAAGGCAGCAUUGGAAGGAGCACCUUCAGUGGCCAUGCAACAUUUGGAAUAUGCUAAAGAUAAAAUACUUAUGGGUGCUGAACGGAAGAGUGCUGCUAUUUCAGAGGAAUCGAGAAAGCUGACGGCAUAUCAUGAAGGAGGACAUGCUCUUGUCGCUUGUUUUACAACAGGAGCUUUACCCAUUCAUAAAGCAACUAUUGUUCCACGUGGAGUAUCCCUUGGCAUGGUGUCGCAACUACCAGAAUCAGAUAUGACCAGUAUUUCCAGACGCCAAAUGAUUGCCAAACUUGCAGUUGCUAUGGGAGGCAGAGCAGCAGAAGAACUGAUUUUUGGUGACGAUAAUGUAACUUCUGGUGCUGAAAGCGACUUUUCUCAAGCCACCAAACUUGCAGAAGCUAUGGUUACGAGAUAUGGAAUGAGCGAUAAAAUCGGUAAAUUUGUGUUGGAAAGAGAAAGUGAGAGUCCUGAGAUGCGAAGUCUUAUUGAUUCAGAGAUGAAAAAGUUGCUUGAUGAAGCUUAUCACCAUGCCAAGCAAGUUUUAAUGGAACACAAAGAAGAACUGCAUCGUCUGGCCAGAGCUUUAUUAGAAAAAGAAACAUUGACAGCAGAUGAAGUGAGAAAAGUAGUUUAUUCUGUACAGUACUUGAAACAGGAGCCCUUGGCGUCCAAACAAGUUGCGAAUAUGGGUAAUCAGCAGUCUUAUCAAGAACAACGAGGAGGAGGAGGAGGAGACGCGUUAGGAGUACGAGGUCCCAAGUCUUUAGGAGAGACUUCCACAGCGGCUGCAGCUGCACCACAAUAAACAUUUCUAUUUACUGUCCUCUUGUAGGAGCGUCCAUCAUCACCAAAUGAGCAAGUUGUUUGGUAAAGUUGCGUAACCAAGGUUCCAAGGAAAACACCAACCCUAAGUUACUUCCUUUUUCAACUAGUAUCGUUACGAAAAGUGGUAAAAAAGGUAACGCAAUAAAAACUUCUUGUUGAUA
This is a messenger RNA of Galdieria sulphuraria, 2547 nucleotides long. Its product is annotated as AAA-type ATPase. The transcript is spliced from 3 exons. Lineage: Eukaryota; Rhodophyta; Bangiophyceae; Galdieriales; Galdieriaceae. Bases 27 to 2366 code for a protein of 779 amino acids. Gene Ontology annotation, biological process: proteolysis. Gene Ontology annotation, molecular function: ATP-dependent peptidase activity; ATP binding; metalloendopeptidase activity. Gene Ontology annotation, cellular component: membrane; chloroplast thylakoid. The record is from RefSeq and is a predicted model, not a curated record.